Messenger RNA from Myzus persicae (green peach aphid), 2775 nucleotides. RefSeq names its product TATA box-binding protein-associated factor RNA polymerase I subunit B (gene TAF1B). Gene Ontology annotation, biological process: RNA polymerase I preinitiation complex assembly; nucleolar large rRNA transcription by RNA polymerase I. NCBI's taxonomy places the organism in Eukaryota, Metazoa, Arthropoda, Insecta, Hemiptera, Aphididae. Gene Ontology annotation, cellular component: RNA polymerase transcription factor SL1 complex; RNA polymerase I core factor complex. Bases 1 to 2223 code for a protein of 740 amino acids. The record is from RefSeq and is a predicted model, not a curated record. Gene Ontology annotation, molecular function: RNA polymerase I core promoter sequence-specific DNA binding. The transcript has 10 exons.
AUGCAAAGAAAUGAAUGUUUUGUUUGUGGUUGUAACGAUUUUACUGUCACUGAUGGUGCAUUUGUAUGUAAUGAAUGUGGAAUACAGUCUCAAAGUAUUAGAGAAGAACAAAUAAACUUUCAUGAAGAUGUUAAUCAGAACUAUGAAGAUCCAACACAUAUAGAUCAUGAAAUAACAACUGGAUCUCAACUAGAAAAACCUAAGAAACUUUUAUCCUGGGAAUGUUAUAAUUUUAUACUUUUAGGACUAACUAAUGAGUUGAUUGAACUUGGAGCUAAACCUAACUUAAAAAUUAUAGUGUUGCAAUUAUGGGUUCAAUAUUUGCAAUGCAUUGAAGUUGCGUUUACAUCAAAGAAAUUUAGGAAACUUCCAAAAUUAAAUACAACAAUAAUUGAUAUGGACUGUGAAAUUUUAUAUGGAGUUGAAAAUGUAAAAAAAAAAAUUCUACAAGCAAAAAUUGGCUUAGUGCAUGGAAAUAAAAAUAGGAGAUGUUCCAAUAAAAGAAAAUCAUUGACAUCUAGUAUUAGUUCAACUAUGACAGGCAUUAAUAAACGAAAUAGAUUUAGCCGAAAGAUAAAAAAAUUAGACCACUCUACAAGAGAUUCGAAUAAUGACUCAGUAGGAUUAUCAGAUGAUAUAAGUUUAUUGCAAAGAAGUAAUAAGUCAAGUAAAAUCAAAAUUAAAUUUAAAAAAAAAAUAAAAAAAUCUCUAACUUCAAUGCCAUCAAAGACUAAAGAUCUUACUACUGAAGAAUCGUUGAAACUUCUUCAAUCUGGCAGCAAAUAUUGGGAUAGUUUAAAAAAAAAAGAAAAACAGGAUGUUUUAUCUAUAAAAAAACUAAUGUCUAUAUUACAAUUAGCUCUUAUGGUCAAUGAUGAUGAUAUUUACCUAUCUGACAUACUUAGAUGGAGUCACGAAGGACAUUUGCAUAUAAAUCGUGUUAACUUAUUUUUACCAGGAAAUUCAAAGCACGGUAUUAAAUUUAAUCAAAUGGUGCCUUGUUCAAGAAGUAUGUUAAAUUUGGAAUUACAUGUGCUAUUGAAACAUGUUUUCAAAACUGAUCAACUACCUAGUGUUGAUUUAAAAAAAUUACUGAUUCGUUUUUCUGAUGAACUACAACUUCCAAAUGAUCUUACACAUUUUGUUUGCAAACUUGUGUCAAUAUCUCCUCCAAGUACAAAAUUAUGCAACCAAUUUUUACCAGACAUUGAAGUUAAAGUAAUGGCUUACAUACUUUUUGCUGCCAAAUAUUUAUUUUGUCUUGAUGGUAACUCAGAAAACUUAUCCUCAGAAUUUGCUGAAAAAAUUAACCAAUCAGAUAAAGUUGAAAAAAUAUUGUUCAGCUGGAAUGAUUAUGUGCAAUACAUAGAAUUUAGAAAUUGUAUCAUAUCUAAAUAUAGCUAUUAUCUGAAUGACAAAUUGUAUGGAAACCAUAUACACAACACCCAAUUAUUUAUCAAUGAUUGGAAUAUUAUGAAGCCAACUUUACCUUUAUCAGAAAGCGACAAAAUAUGCAAAAGCUUUAGGGACAACACAGAAUGUUUACUUAAAUCAUUGCCAGACUUUGGAAGAAAAGAAAGUUAUAGAGAAAUCCCUGCCUCAACUAAACCAUUGUCAUCAACUUUAAAAUGGAUAGUUGAGUACCAUUCAAUGGAAUUAAGUAAUGAAGCAAAAAGAGUAAUAGAAAAAAAUAUAACUCAAACUGAUAUCUUAUAUCUAACUGAUGAAAAAAGAAUCUAUGAUUUAGCUGACGAGUGUGGUGUACCUAUAGAAGUAAACUGCAGAAGUCCGUUACAUUAUACGAAACAAAAAGGUAUAGAUUCCGAUACCUUAGAUACUCCAUCAUAUACUUCUCAAUCUAAAGUGUAUUUAGUAAAUCAAGAAGUGUAUAAAAACAAACAGAAUAAAACUACAAAUAGUUCUUAUGUAGAAGAACCAAAUACAAUAUUUUUAGGAACUGGCUCAAAUUAUUGGCACAUCUACAUUAAUAAAAAAUUUUUAAAAAGAGCAGAAAUUUCCAAAAUAAAUACAUUAUUUGAAAAAAAAUUACCAUACUCAUUUGUAUGGCUCAUGCGUCAGUGUUGUAGAGUUAUAGAUUGUCGUAUGCCUGAUUUAUACUUGGAACUUAUGGAUUUGGAGAUACAAUUCUCUGAAUUUAUUCAACCAUGCGAAACAUCUAAGCAAACAGAAUGUGAAGAAAUGUUUUCCAACAUUACUUUAUAAAUCAGAUGAUGAACUAAGAAAAAAUUAUAAAACAAUAAUUGUCAUUAAUUUUUAUUUAUAACUUCAUGUCUUAUGAUUUUUAAAUUAUUGGCAUGGUAAUGUAUAAUUUGUUUUAAUACUUGACUGAUAUUUUUAUAAAAGCACUGUUUUAAUUUAUAAUAAAAAAUAAUCCAUUAUUAUUUAUUUCUGUUACUUUUCCAGUUUGUAUAGGUGUUAGUUCUAUAACUCUGUUCUCCAGAAGUCGGCCCACUCCUUCGACGAAAACCGGUGGCGACUGGCGGCCGCGCAUGUGACUGCCUCCUCGGAGCGCUAGUGGGGACUGUCACGACUGCGCAGUGUGCAAUAUGUUGUUUGCGUCGCGCCACAACGCCGAUCGCCGACCAAUCACAGACCAGUGGUCUCCGACCAAAGGGUUCUAAUUCUGAACGUUUCGUCAGCUCAGUGUACAUGCGUGGAAGUGGGUCAACUUUGAACUUACUGUGGACAGAGUUUUAGCAACUAUAUAAUAACUAUGUGUUUUUGAUAUAAUAUAUCGACUGAUUCUUUUAUUAC